This is a messenger RNA of Moneuplotes crassus, 993 nucleotides long. The record is from the annotation of a GenBank genome assembly. NCBI's taxonomy places the organism in Eukaryota, Ciliophora, Spirotrichea, Euplotida, Euplotidae.
UAAUUAAUGGCUGAGAAAAAUUCAAAUGCCAUCUCUGAAAGGACUGGGUGGAAGACAGCAUGAUCAGGGUUUGCUGGAAGCAUUUCAGCGUUCAUUUUCCAUCCUCUAGAAAACUUGAAGCUUCGUCUUCAGGCGAAUGAUGGGAUGAGUAAUAAUCACCUCCCUCAUUACAGGGGGUUAGUAAAUACAGCUAAAAUAAUGUACCAGACAGAAGGGAUGGUUUCGUUCUUUAGGGGUGUUUUUGUCAACUUCCUCGGAAACUCCUCUGCAAAUUUUAUAUUUUUCUACAUGUAUGCUGUAGAGAAGCGAAGAUGGAACUAUGACAGAGAAACAUCUCCUUCUUGGGUACCAGCAAUAAUCUCUUUAGAAUCAGGAGUUGUUGCUUGCCUUAUUACUAAUCCUAUAUGGACAGUUAAGACAAGGCUAGGGUUGCACCUGAACACUCAGGGUAAAGCCCUUAGUGGCUUUGGGUUGACCAGAAAGAUUGUGACUGACAUGUGGUCAAAAGAAGGUCCGACUAGUUUCUACAGAGGCUUUCCAGCAGCUUGAUUACUCAGCAUUUACGGUGUAAUUCAGAUGACGUGAUAUGAAAACUUAAACAAAUUGUUUGGGUAUAAAGAAUCAGAGAAAUCAUAUAAGAAAAUAUCACCCUUCUUUAUUGGUGGCAUCAGUAAAUGUCUAGCGUCAACACUUUUGCAUCCCUUGACUUUAGUCAAGACUAGGCAGCAGAAACAGAGGUUUAGCACAAAGGAAGCGCAGAGAAUUAUUGACAAAAAUUUGAGUGAAGAAGUAACAAAAGCAGCUAAAAAUGCAGAUGUAUAUUAUGUAACAAUCCAUGAUAGUGCAAAGUCUAUUUUCAGAAACGAAGGAAUGAGAGGUUUCUAUAAAGGUCUUUCUCCAAAUUUAAUAAGAAUCUUCCCUUCUAGUGGAGUAUUUUUCAUGAUUUAUGAAGCAAUGUUAAAAUUUUUAGAGUAAUUUCAGCAGUAUCUAAAA